Molecule: messenger RNA, 648 nt
Organism: Exaiptasia diaphana
Lineage: Eukaryota; Metazoa; Cnidaria; Anthozoa; Actiniaria; Aiptasiidae
Product: ubiquitin-protein ligase E3C
Exons: 5
Coding region: 1-582 (193 amino acids)
Biological process (GO): ubiquitin-dependent protein catabolic process; protein polyubiquitination
Molecular function (GO): ubiquitin protein ligase activity
Source: RefSeq, a predicted model, not a curated record
AUGUAUGACUUAUCAUUUCAUUUCCAGGUAGUUGAGCUACUUCCGAAUGGUAAAGACAUCGCUGUAACAAACAGCAAUAGAAUACUGUACAUACACCUUGUAGCCGACUAUCGGUUAAAUAGACAGAUUCACAGUUAUUGUCAAGUCUUUCGAGCUGGUCUCGCGGGCGUUAUUGACUUGGACUGGCUGCGUAUGUUCGACCACCAAGAGAUUCAGGUUCUCAUUUCCGGUGCGCAAGUCCCCGUCGAUGUAGAUGAUUUAAAGCGAAACACAAAUUACUCAGGCGGAUUUAAUGAAGAUCACCCUUGCAUACAAUCGUUUUGGCGCGCGGUCGAGAGCUUCGACGACACGCAAAAGAGACAACUAUUAAAAUUCGUAACGAGUUGCUCAAGACCACCGCUGUUAGGAUUCAAGGACUUGUACCCAGCCUUUUGCGUCCACAGUGCUGGACAAGAAGACAGGCUUCCCACAGCAAGUACUUGCAUGAAUCUCCUAAAAUUACCCGAGUUUCCCGACGAUGACACCAUGAGAGAAAAGCUUCUGUACGCUGUUGAAUCAGGGGCAGGAUUUGAACUAAGCUAAAAUCGUUUUUAAUAAUGAUAAUUGUAAUUUAUAUGCGAAAUAGAAUAAAACUGAAUGCCGAACUGA